Molecule: messenger RNA, 800 nt
Organism: Suillus paluster
Lineage: Eukaryota; Fungi; Basidiomycota; Agaricomycetes; Boletales; Suillaceae
Exons: 3
Coding region: 162-410 (82 amino acids)
Source: RefSeq, a predicted model, not a curated record
CAUGUCAGUAGGGGCUAUUGUUUCUCGAUUAGGCAGCUAUCCGAUCGGAUCAUUUCCACGACAUGUCUUCCUUACUCCAACCUUCUUCUUCCAAGUGCUUGACUCAGCUUACCUACGUAGGGAGGCUAGGAUUUGGCUGAGAGGAUUGGUGAAGGCACGCCAUGUCGUUCAAUGAUUUUGAAUCGGCCAUUGCCUGGGGCGAGCCCAAGCAGCAACCUGGCGACAUAGUCAAGGACGCUAUACGGAAGGAGCAAGUUCUUAAAGAGAUUACAGCUGCACAGGGUGAUUUGCAAGCACUUGUUGCACGAGUGCACGGCGUCCAGGCGGACGUCGAUAAACUCUCGGCUGGGAAUUCGACGCUGCAGAUGUACAUUGACAACCUAACCAUGCAAAUGGCGAAGAGGAAGUAAUCCUUCCAAUUGCGUGUGCUGUCGGUGCUUAUCAGUGCGUAUAUGUAAAUGAUGAUAUACCUGCGAGAUCUGUUGAAAUCCUUUACCAGGAUGUUCCGUUUUCUUUCCGGGAUGCAUACAGCUUGCAAGUUUACUCCCCAGAGUAUCAUUCAUUAAAGAUUCCCAGACCCUGUAGAAUAUAUCCACUAGUGAAGGCAAUGUCAUUCGGCUAACGUUUGGAAGAGUACUAUGAGUGUAACCGUAUGUACAACUGCCAUGUACAUAUCACUAGUAAAGAUCUCUUCAAGUGAGCACUAGUGUAGAGCGCCACUGUGUGACGCGAUUCUGUCACGUGCUACAAUGAAUGUGACAACUCGCGGUCGUGACGGUGACACGCGCUUUUCUCAAGAC